Dunckerocampus dactyliophorus (ringed pipefish) is the source of this 5004-nucleotide messenger RNA. Its product is annotated as E3 ubiquitin-protein ligase RNF31. NCBI's taxonomy places the organism in Eukaryota, Metazoa, Chordata, Actinopteri, Syngnathiformes, Syngnathidae. Gene Ontology annotation, cellular component: LUBAC complex. The record is from RefSeq and is a predicted model, not a curated record. The transcript is spliced from 24 exons. Gene Ontology annotation, biological process: protein linear polyubiquitination. Gene Ontology annotation, molecular function: ubiquitin protein ligase activity; linear polyubiquitin binding; K48-linked polyubiquitin modification-dependent protein binding. Bases 181 to 3435 code for a protein of 1084 amino acids.
AAAAAACAGUCAUAUGAAUAUCAGCAAUAGUUGACGGUGGCAUCACGCACGUAUGACGUCACGCGUCACGCUGCAGCUCACUGAUGUCGCUGCAGCUGUGAACUGGUCAGACAUUGUGAAUAAAAGCACUUCGUUUCAGAAGACAGGACUGUUCUCCCCGGUGUUGCUGGAGAUAAAAGGAUGCCGUCCCUAUCGGAGCAGCUGCGGGAGGCACGGAGUCAGGCUGAAGUGUGUCUGUACUCGGGCAGCAGGGUGGUGGAGGUGCGGGCUGGGGUGAUGGCAAUGGCUCAUCUGCCUUUACCGCCCUGCUCCAAAUAUCACCACAUUGCUGCAGAGACUAUGGUCAUAGAAAACAGCUUUGGCAGCAACAGGAAAGAGACACUUGCAUCUCUGCAGUGCUUAUCUACAGCUUUGAAUAUCCUGGAAAAGUAUGGCUGUAACCUUACAAAUCCCAACAGACCCAAAUAUUGGAGAACCGUCAAACACAACAAUCCGGUGUUCCGAGCCACCGUUGACGCUAUUCAGGGAGGACGGGCGGUGCUUUGUCUCUAUGGUUACUCCAAUCAGCAGCCAGAUGGGCUCAGCUUCCCUGAUGAUGUCACAGAUCCGGACGUUGGCAGAGUUGCUGCAGUCACUCUGGAGGUGAUGAGCCUCAGGAUGGAGCUAGAAAUGCUCAUCAAGGAGACUCAUCCCCAUCCAGAAUUCUAUGAGAGAAUCAUUCCUACGCUGAGACACAAGGAAGUGGGCUUGAACACGGAUGCUGUGGUCAGCCGUUCAUCUUUCAGCUGCAAUAAACGCCAUUCAGACAGUCAAACCAAGUCACUGGCGUUCCCACUCCAGCAUUGUUCCUUGAGGGAGAGCAGCCACGCUCGCUCUCUCUCCAACCAUCAAAGUCUCAAGCCCAUCCAGGCUGUGCUGCCUCCCUCCAAGAAUCACCCAGAGAACUGCACUAUCUGUGGAAUAUUUCGCAUUACUGUCCACUGCCUGACCUGCCUCCAAGGGCUGUGCGCAGAGUGCGACCGACUGUACCAUUCCUACCCCGAGAGGUCCAAGCACCGUCGAACAGCUGUCGCGUCCUCCUCCUCACCUUCUUCCAAAUGUGGCAAUAGUAAAAGUUCUUCCACCUGGCGUUGCCUUCACUGCACGAACGUCAACUCGUCCCAGGAUGUGCUCUGUGAGGAAUGUGAGUGCCCUCGCUAUGAAUCACUAGGCUCUGCAACAGAUGAAAAACAGCCAGCUACCAUCACAGAGUGGCAGUGUAAGAGCUGCACUGUGGUCAAUGCAGCAAGCAGUGUUCUGUGUGAGGUGUGUGAAAGACCUCGUUUGGCGACACGACCUCCGGUUACCCCUUCACACCCUCCCGUCACACCACCUAGACCACCAGCGCCUGUACUGGGCAUGCCCGGGGACCCUGACAGCCAGUGGGUGUGUCAGUUCUGCACGUACCUGAACUACUCACCUGCUACCAUGUGUGAGAUGUGCGACUUGGCCCGUCCAGAGCCUGCACCUCUGCCGGCGAAGCUCCGCCCUCCCUACCCAGUCAGACGCGUCCCUGCUCUGCCAGUCAAGCCCAAAGAGUCUGCCCAAGAAGACCUGAACUCCUGUAGGCAGAGGCGGCUGAAGGAGGAAGGGCUAAAACUUAUACAGCUGAUUAGGGAUGGGGAGAAGAAUGGCAUCAGUCCAGAGGAGGUGUAUACCUGCAUGAGGGUAGCUGGAGAUUGCAGCAUUCUUCCGUGCAGAUGGAUGAAGUCGGAGCUGCCUCUGCAAUUGGACAAGAUCAUCACAUUGGCAGCUAUGUUGUCUCAUCAGUCUAACAGGUUGUUUGAAGGCCCCACUGAAGCUUCAGGAAAAGUGACUGAUUUCAAAAGCAAAGGUGUGCUCCAACUGUCCAGAGCAGAAGCCAAGCAUGCCUGGCUGAUCGCAGGGGGCAACACUGAGAGAGCUGCUCGACAAGCUCUGCGAGACAGACUAGCCAAGGUAGAGAUGCUGUGCUCACAGGGCUUCAGUGAUGAGGCUCAUUGUCAUGAGGUCGUGAGUCAAAGUGGUGGAGAUGUGAGAGGAGCACUUGCUCUGUUGCAGCGCCCUUUGCUGGAACCCUUUCAUGAGCGUAUUUGGAGCGACAAACCUGAGCCUGCCGUUGACAUACACCACCCUGACAAACAGCGCAUAUGUCGGAGGUUACUAGCGGUGUACAAUCUUCCAAGCUGGGGCCGCUGUGAGCUGGCACUAUCUCUGCUUCUGGAGCAUAACGCCCCAUACUCCCUGGAUGAUGUAGUACAGGCCGUACGGGAGUCUCAUGACAGGGAGUUCAUCAAAAGAGUCCUUGCCAAAGAAUGCCCCAUCUGCCUCUCUGUCUUUCCCCACAGCAAGAUGCAGUCCCUGACAUCUUGCCAGUGUUCUGUGUGUUGUGGUUGUUUUCAACAGCACUUCACCAUCGUUGUAAGGGACAAACAUAUCAGAGACAUGGUAUGUCCAGUCUGCUGGGAGCCUGACAUCAAUGACCCUGAGCACCUCAACAGCUACUUCUCCACCCUGGACAUCCAGCUGAGGGAAUGUCUGGAGCCAGAGGUUUAUGAGCUCUUCCAUAAGAAGCUGACAGAGCAGGCUCUUAUCAAGGACCCCAAGUUCCUGUGGUGCUGCCAUUGCUCAUAUGGGUUCAUCUAUGACGGAGACCAACUUAAAGUCACCUGUUUUCAGUGUCGCAACAGUUUCUGUGCCCAGUGUAAAAAGCCUUGGGAAUCUCAGCAUGCAGGUUUAUCCUGUGAACAAUUCCAGUCCUGGAAGAGAGAGAACGAUCCGGAGUAUCAGAAACAGGGCCUGGCUGGCUACUUACGAGACAAUGGCAUUACCUGCCCUAACUGUCGCUUCCAGUACGCGCUGUCCAAAGGAGGCUGCAUGCACUUCUGCUGCUCUCAGUGUCGCUACCAGUUCUGCAGUGGUUGCAACAACCCUUUUCACACAACUUGUGCUGUGGAUGAGUGCACCGUAUCUGGACUCCAUGCCCAUCACCCCAGAGACUGUCUCUUCUACUUGAGAGAUUGGGAGCCUUCGAGACUCCAAGCUUUACUGGAGAACAAUGGGGUUGCGUUCAAUACUGAUCCUCCUCCCGGAACACAGACAGGGCUUUGUGGGGUAAUCGAGCAGAAGGAUGACGGAGGCCAGCAACCUGACUCGGCUUGCGGAGCACAGACCCAACCGGGACACGCUGGACUCUGCGAGAAGCAUUACAGAGAAUACCUGGUCAGCUUGAUCAACAGCUACUCCAUCGACCCAGCACACCUGUAUAGCUCCAAUGAACUGCUGCUGGCCUGCAGGAGAUACAAGGUAGACGACACCCGCAAGGACGGAGAGGAUGGGUUCAUCUACUACAGCAGACUCCUCGAGAAACUGAUGGAUGAAGUUCCCUUGGGUGACAAGGUCCCACGCAAGAAAUGACUACAUUACAGUAGAAAUGCCUCAUGUAGACACUGCUCACAAAAUUAUCCAACCAUUAUUUUGGGUACAGUCAAGGAAUUUCGAAAAUGAAAUUUAAAAAAACUGCUAGCGGGUAAUUGUCCAAUAAAUCCAACUCAAUAAAUACAAAAAUAAAGAUAAAAUAAUAUAUAGUAAUUGACAAGCUUUCUUUUUAUUAAAGUGCAAGGAUGCAGACAAGGUUAACUGCUAAGAGUUUGAAGGGUGAGAAUGAUUAUUUUAUUUGUGGUAAAGUUCCUUAUUGGUUGAAGUGUAUACAGUCAUCCCUCGCCUCUCAUGCUGAGAAUUUUGUGGCUUCACUCUUAUUACGCUUUUUCAAAAAUAUAUGAAUUAAUAAAUCAUCGCUGCUUCGUAUUUGGCUAUGAACUAUUAUUAGUCAAAAAAAUAUGCAUAUUUAAGCAAAUUAUAUGUAUUUUUGCCUUAAUUAAGCAUUUUCAAGCAUUAAAAAAAUGCUAAAUGAACUAAAAUACAAAUAUAAGGCAUUCCAAAGAUGCAGUCAAAGAUAUGUUGUGAUGAAAUGUAAUAUUCUACCCUGGUCAGUAGGUGUCACAUGUUACAUUGAUGAGACAAUAGCCACUGCAGGAAGUACUGUAUAGAAACGGGAAGUAAAAAACGGAACAUCAAUAAGGAACUCCACCAAUGCUAACGUGUCUAUCUAGCAAAGGUGACUAUAGGGGUGUUAUUUAAUGUCUAGAGAUCUCUAAUAAUGUCAGAAACUGUAUGGAGAAGGUCUUAAACAGUUUUUCUAUGCUCCAAGUACAAAAAUAUUCCAUUCAUCAAUAAGGAAUUCUGCUUCCUACUUAAAUGUACACAGUCAGGUCUGGAACCAAUAACGGUGAUAAACAAACGAUGACUGUUUUAAUAGUUGCAGCUUGGAGUCCCGUUCCCCAUCUUUACUGAACAAUGGUGGUGCUUUCAUCUUGUCCACUUGACUUUGUAUUACAUAUUUCAUCGGGGAGGCCAAAUGUUCCCAAACAGGAGACUUCAACCACGUAAGAGGCUUUUCAAGCUUUGGCUUCUUUUUGGCACUAUCGCUAGCCAAAGACCGGACUGCACAGUAUUUGUUUACCAAGUAUACGCCAUACACCUGUCACUCACUUAAUGUGGGGAAAUUGGUAAGUCUCUGUACCACACUGAAUGAACAUGUGAUUAGUAAUACAUGUACUGUUACAGCCCUACUUAUUACUAUCGUAGCUUACUAUCGCCCUAACAUGGGGAAGCACUAAUAAGUUACUAUUCUGCAGCCACCAUGAAGUAAUACAAAGGAAGUAGCAGACAUGGUGAGCAGUAAAGUCUUUGUUGUGUCAGUUUUUGAAUGAUCUCAUUAAUGGAAUUGUCACAAUACGACAUCCAUCAUUUGGUGCACACUGUCAUGUACAAUGCGUUGUAAAAAUGUUGAACAAGAUAUUGUAAUAUUGCAUGCAGGUGCAUGUUUGUAUUUGUGCAUAUUUGAUGAGAAUGGAUUUACAGACACAUAAUUCAUUGAUGAUUUAUGACCCACAUGAAUUUGCAUUAAUGCCCUCCAACCUUCCA